AUGGCGGCGAAAAGCCUAGCGUUGAACUUCAUUAUAGGGGUUAUGCUACUCUGCGUGGCUUUAUCUGAGACCUCACGAGACUCUUCCAUGCGCCAAGUCACAGACGAUUCAAUCGUCAACGAUUCUCUCCUCGGGACCGCCACGGAGAAGCGGUUCCUGUCUUUCAUGGCGACUUACGGGAAAAGCUACCCUACGAGAGACGAGUACGUCCACCGUCUGCGGAUCUUUGCCGGGAAUGUUAUUAAGGCCGCCGAGCACCAGGCGCUUGACCCCUCCGCCGUGCACGGAGUCACCCAGUUUUCUGAUUUAACCGCCGAGGAGUUCGAGAGGAUGUACACCGGUGUUGUGGGAGGUGGGUCCCAGAUGAAGUCGGGUUUGAUGGCGGCGCCGUUGUUGGGUGUUGAUGGGUUGCCGGAGAAUUUUGAUUGGAGAGAGAAGGGUGCCGUUACUGAGGUCAAAAAACAGGGUACAUGUGGAUCAUGCUGGGCUUUUAGCACCACCGGAGCUAUUGAAGGUGCUCACUUUAUAGCCGCCGGAAAACUUCUCAGCCUCAGCGAACAACAGCUUGUAGAUUGUGAUAAUAAGUGUGAUCCGAAGGACAAGAGAGAAUGCGAUAGAGGAUGCGGAGGGGGCCUUAUGACAAAUGCAUAUAAGUACUUGAUUGAGGCAGGAGGUUUGGAGGAGGAGAGCUCUUACCCUUAUACCGGAAAGCGUGGCAAAUGCAAAUUCAAUCCGGAGAAAGUGGCUGUUCGAGUUGCAAAUUUUACCAAUAUCCCAACAGAGGAGGACCAAAUUGCAGCCAAUUUAGUCCGUUAUGGUCCUCUAGCAGUUGGAUUGAAUGCUGUAUUUAUGCAAACAUACAUUGGAGGAGUAUCAUGUCCGUUGAUUUGUAGCAAGAGACGUAUCAACCACGGAGUCCUGCUCGUAGGGUACGGGGCAAAAGGGUUUUCAAUAUUGAGGCUGGGCAAUAAGCCUUAUUGGAUCAUCAAGAAUUCAUGGGGAAAGCAAUGGGGAGAGCAUGGAUAUUACAAGCUUUGCAGGGGAUAUUCCAUGUGUGGAAUGAACAAGAUGGUGUCUGCAGUUGUUACUCAAGUGUUCUAA
Messenger RNA from Carica papaya (papaya), 1101 nucleotides. RefSeq names its product Papain family cysteine protease. Gene Ontology annotation, biological process: proteolysis. The record is from RefSeq and is a predicted model, not a curated record. Gene Ontology annotation, molecular function: cysteine-type peptidase activity. NCBI's taxonomy places the organism in Eukaryota, Viridiplantae, Streptophyta, Magnoliopsida, Brassicales, Caricaceae.